Molecule: messenger RNA, 3181 nt
Organism: Anastrepha ludens (Mexican fruit fly)
Lineage: Eukaryota; Metazoa; Arthropoda; Insecta; Diptera; Tephritidae
Gene: GlyS
Product: glycogen [starch] synthase
Exons: 9
Coding region: 591-2660 (689 amino acids)
Biological process (GO): glycogen biosynthetic process
Cellular component (GO): cytoplasm
Molecular function (GO): alpha-1,4-glucan glucosyltransferase (UDP-glucose donor) activity
Source: RefSeq, a predicted model, not a curated record
CACAAGUAUUUCACGGUCUAAACAAUCAAAGAGUGGAUACUUUAGUUGUUUAUUUAAUACACUUAGUUUUCAAAAGUUUACCAACUUAUAUAAAUUCCUUAAAUAUACUAUUACGUAUAUAGACAUUUAUUUACGGAAAACAAAAAACGAUCUUUCAAAGUAGAGGAAUGUGUACAUAAACUCACUGUGGUAUUAAGAAAACGUCAUCAGCGGUGCUCCGUGGUACAGAGCAAGUACAGAGAAAGAAAUUGAGAAAGCAGCAUAAAAUUUAGAAGAAGUGAUAACACUUCUAAUGUAAAACCUACUCAAUAAAGAUUCUACAAACGUAGUUCAAAGAAAGAUAAAAGAGCGCUGGAGGAAAUAAAAGCCAAUAACCAAUAACUCGAAGUGAGACAGAACACACAGGCGGCUGAAAAUUGAACUGAACGCACUACCCCGAGCAUUUGCCAUUGACCUUUAUUUGACAUUUAUAAAAACGGCAGCAGAACGUUUUGUAGAAAAGCAAGUCUGUGAGCCGCCUGUGGCCAUCCAUUUGUUCAUUGUGGUGUAUACGCAGAGCUAAAAGCAGUCAAAUUGCAACUUUCGGCCAGAUGAAUAGGCGAAUUUCUCGGGUUGAGUCCGGUGCGGACUUAAAGGAUUAUUUUGACCGCGGUGACAUUGCGUCGCGCGAGAAUCGUUGGAACUUUGAAAUAGCAUGGGAGGUAGCUAACAAAGUUGGAGGUAUCUAUACGGUAAUACGUUCGAAAGCGUAUGUUUCCACUGAAGAGAUGGGUGAGCAGCUUUGCUUAAUGGGUCCUUACAAAGAGCACUGCGCACGCACGGAAAUGGAGGAAAUGGAGUUUCCUCGCGGUAAUCCACUUCUGGAAGCAGUGAAUACUAUGCGAUCGCGCGGUUACAAAAUCCACACAGGACGUUGGUUGGUCGACGGUAACCCACAACUCAUACUAUUCGACAUUGGAUCUGGUGCAUGGAAACUAGACCAAUUCAAAUCGGAAUUGUGGGAGAAAUGUCAUAUCGGCGUACCACAUUUAGAUGUUGAAACGAACGAUGCAAUCAUAUUAGGCUUUAUGAUUGCUGAAUUUCUUGAAGAGUUUCGAAACCGUGCUUUGGAUUACUCCAGUGCCCAUGACUUGCAGACCCCACGCAUUGUGGCUCACUUUCACGAAUGGCAGGCGGGUGUUGGUUUGAUCGCUCUACGAACGAAGCACAUAGAAGUCGCCACAGUUUUCACUACCCACGCGACACUUUUGGGUCGUUACCUCUGUGCUGGCAAAACUGACUUCUAUAAUAACCUGGGCAAGUUUGCUGUAGAUGAAGAAGCGGGAAAAAGACAAAUUUACCACCGGUAUUGUAUUGAAAGAGCUGCCACUCAUUUGUCUCAUGUGUUCACAACAGUAUCUGAGAUUACGGGCUAUGAAGCGGAGCAUUUGCUAAAGCGAAAGCCUGAUAUCAUUACACCUAAUGGUCUUAAUGUGAAAAAGUUUUCUGCCAUACAUGAAUUCCAAAACCUGCACGCAGUUGCAAAGGAAAAGAUUAACGAAUUCGUUCGAGGACAUUUUUAUGGACAUAUGGACUUCGAUUUGGAUAAGACACUUUACUUUUUUAUUGCUGGUCGCUAUGAAUUUGGAAAUAAAGGUGCUGAUAUCUUCAUAGAAUCAUUGGCUCGGCUCAAUGCAAUGUUAAAACACGAAAAACCUGAUACGACUGUUGUUGCGUUCCUCAUUUUUCCUACUAAAGUCAACAAUUUUAAUGUGGACUCGCUACGUGGGCACGCUGUUAUUAAGCAGUUGCGCGAUACCAUCAAUAAUGUUCAAAAUUCUAUGGGGAAACGUAUGUUUGACUCGUGUGUGAAAGGCCAUAUUCCAGGUCCGGACGAAUUACUAACAAAGGAGGAUUUAGUCAAAAUUAAGCGGUGUAUGUUUGCUAUGCAAAGAGAUUCAAUGCCGCCAGUAACGACACACAAUAUAGUUGACGACUGGAAUGAUCCUGUUUUAGGCUCUAUUCGCCGGUGUAAUCUAUUCAACUCAGUGCAUGAUAGAGUGAAAAUGGUUUUCCACCCAGAGUUUUUGACAUCCACAAAUCCGCUAUUUGGUAUUGAUUAUGAAGAAUUCGUGCGUGGUUGCCAUUUAGGAGUAUUUCCUUCAUAUUACGAACCUUGGGGAUACACUCCAGCGGAAUGUACUGUUAUGGGUAUUCCCAGUAUAACUACAAACUUGUCUGGUUUUGGUUGUUUUAUGAACGAACAUAUAUGUGACCCGAAGUCAUAUGGUAUCUAUAUCGUGGACCGUCGAUAUAUUGGCUUAGAGAACAGUGUCCAGCAGCUUUCUGGCUUUAUGAUGGAGUUUGCAAGGUUAAACCGACGACAACGUAUAAUUCAGAGGAACCGAACAGAGCGCCUCAGUGAUCUUUUGGAUUGGAGAACAUUGGGAAUUUAUUACCGCCAAGCUAGAGUUAAGGCACUUCAGGCAGUAUAUCCAGACUAUGUAGACGAGGGGUCUCUUUACAGCUCAAGAAGCACAUUGAACUUUUCUAGGCCUUUCAGUGAACCGCCAAGCCCUACGUCUUCCAGACACACAACACCCGCUCCAUCAGUCCAUGGUUCUGACGACGAAGAUUCUGUAGACGAUGAGAAAGAGUUGAAGGAAUUAGGAAUUAAGUAAUGGCGUAAAAAUGUUCCUGAUAGAGAAAUAUUGCAUUGUUUCAGACAGUAAAAUUACAAUUUACUCACAUAUUACUACUGCAUACAUUGCUAACUAUAUUAACAUUCAUUUUUAGUAAGAUUUUUAAAUGCAGUUAUAUGGUUAAAUGUUAUCUAGCAAUUAGAGAUCUAAAUUAUUUUAUAAAUGUUAAAUUAUUGUAACAAUCUGUAAUACAACAAUACAUAGCUGGAUAAACUCAAUCUCCAACGCACGUGAAAACAUACAAUUAAAUUAUUGUAAUGGAAGAAAGAAGACUAGGAACAAUCUGUAAUACAAAAAUAGCUGCAAGAACACAAUCUAGAACCUACGUACAAAUACAAUUGUAAAAUUCAACUAACUACUUAGAAAACUUGUAUAUGAAAUAUAAACCGAAGCAAUAUACAAUAAUAAUCAAAUAUUUACUCUUACACUUAUCGUAAGCAAAACUGUUUGGCAGGGCAUAUUUGAAAAAUAUAUAAUAUUUGGCAAAUUUCUAAUUAAAA